Molecule: messenger RNA, 1291 nt
Organism: Tachyglossus aculeatus (Australian echidna)
Lineage: Eukaryota; Metazoa; Chordata; Mammalia; Monotremata; Tachyglossidae
Gene: PAGR1
Product: PAXIP1 associated glutamate rich protein 1
Exons: 3
Coding region: 302-1048 (248 amino acids)
Source: RefSeq, a predicted model, not a curated record
GGGGAGGAUGAGGCGCGGGAGGAUGGGCAGGCCAUGAAGGCGGUGUGAAGGGGCAGGGGGUCCAGCCUCACUUUCCCCGACCUUGUCCUGAGGAGACUGCUGACCCGCCAUCCCUUCCUCGGUCACCCUCCAGGCCACCUGACCCCCCCUGACCCGUGGCCUCCAAAAUGGGGGUCGCCCCCCUCACCAGCUAGGCCGCCUGCCAUGUAGGUCAAUCAAUCAAUGGUAUUUAUUGAGCUCUUACCGUGUGCAGAGCACUGGACUAAGCGCUUGGGAGGUGCAAGUCGCCCAACCCAACGGCAUGGAGACCCCAGCCCCGGGGGCCGAGGAUGGGGAGGUGACCUCGGGCCUGAAGGCCUUGGCCGUGGAGGAUCCCAUAGGCCUUUGCGCCCCGGUCUUGCCAACCCUCAAGGAUGGCGGGGGCAAGCAGGACCAAGGGGAAGGGGCUGUGGGGGAGAGUCACGAAGAGGAGGAGGAGAUUCAGGGGCAACCAGCAAGUGGAGAAGAGGAGGAGGAAGAGGAGGAAGAGGUGGAGGAUUGGUGCGUGGCCUGCAGCGAUGAGGAGCUGGAGCCGCCCCAGGCUGGGGAGGCCUGGAUGCCACCCCCGGCCGACAUCCGCCGGCUCUAUGAGCUCCUGGCCAGCCAUGGCACCCUGGCACUGCAGGCCGAGAUCCUCCCCCGACGCGUCCCCACCCCCGAACCCCCCAGUGAGGAGGACAAGUCCGAUGAGGAGCCCGAAGCUGAGGAAGAGGAAGAGGAGAAGCCCCACAUCCCCACGGAGUUUGACUUCGACGAUGAGCCGAUGACGCCCAAGACGGCCCUGAUCGACAGAAGGCGCAACCCAGGCAGCUCGGCCCGGAGUCAGAAGCGAGAGGCCCGGCUCGACAAGGUCCUGUCGGACAUGAAGCGCCACAAGAAGCUGGAGGAGCAGAUUCUGCGGACGGGCCGCGAUCUCUUCAGCCUGGAGGCCGAGGAGGAGCCCGCCCGCUCCACCGCCCCGGGCCGAACCCCGGGCGGCGGCCUCUUCCUGCGGCAGCGCAGAUACUGACGCGGACUCGGGGGGCCUGGGGUUCGGGGGGGGGGCGGCGGGCCCACCCGAGGGACCCCGCCAGGCGCCCCGCUCUCCCGGUCCCGGCCUCGGGGAGCCGGGGUGGGGGCGGAGAAGGGAUGGGAAAGUCGGUGGCUCUCACCGGGAGGCUGCAAUGCCACGCUCCCGUUGUUCCCAAUCUGCUGUUUGUGUCUGAAAUAAAGCUCGGAAGAAUCGUCCCUCCACCGAGAGGAGAGGAGAGCG